AUUGCGAAAGAAGGACCACGUAAUGUGGUGUUCAAAGUACCAUCUGAAAAAAAACCCAUAUGGAGUGAUAUCAAACUAGAAAAUCCAACUAGUGAGAAUAAAACGUUCAAGGUCAAGUGCACUUCAGCCGUAAUAUUUCGAGUCCAACCACCGUUUGGCUUCAUCAAAGCAAACGAUACAACAAAUAUACGUUUAUGGUUUCAGAACACUGACGGCAUACCUACUGAUGGCAAAAAACAUUACUUUGCCAUAUACUUUAUGAACUCACAAGAUGGAAAAGAACAUGAUUCUUCUUCGACCUAUAAAAUACCUCUUUUUACAGAAAUAGCAAGAUAUCUUGCACUUACAGGUGUUCACCGAGUGAACGCAGUUUUCGAGAAGGAGUAA
Messenger RNA from Angiostrongylus costaricensis, 387 nucleotides. NCBI's taxonomy places the organism in Eukaryota, Metazoa, Nematoda, Chromadorea, Rhabditida, Metastrongylidae. The record is from the annotation of a GenBank genome assembly.